Molecule: messenger RNA, 429 nt
Organism: Psylliodes chrysocephalus
Lineage: Eukaryota; Metazoa; Arthropoda; Insecta; Coleoptera; Chrysomelidae
Source: the annotation of a GenBank genome assembly
AUGGCUUUAAAAGAACCAGCAACUAAUAUUAAUGAACCCAAAUUAAUAAAUUCAACAAUAAAUAUUAAUGAUAUGAUUGACGACGUUCCCUACGAACUAGAAUACGAACUAGAAAUCAUUAACCAAGAUGAAAACAAUUCAGUUUUCGCUGAUGCUUUAAUGUCUGACACUGUGCACAUAAUCGACCUAAAUAAUACCAAUGAAUUAUUACACGAGAGAAAUGACAGUUUGGUACGGUCCGAAGAUAACGUUCACCACCAAAAAAAUACAGAAAACGAAAAGCUAUAUGUAGAAGUUAUUACAGAUACGAGAAUAACUGAAAAGGAAAAACAGAAAAAAGGCAAUAGCGCAUUAAGGGAUAAAAAUGUUAAUAAAAGAAAAAGAAUGAUGGGAAAUGAGUACAUUGGAUACACAAGACGGGACGAUUAA